Messenger RNA from Gasterosteus aculeatus aculeatus (three-spined stickleback), 2397 nucleotides. RefSeq names its product formyl peptide receptor 1 (gene fpr1). NCBI's taxonomy places the organism in Eukaryota, Metazoa, Chordata, Actinopteri, Perciformes, Gasterosteidae. Gene Ontology annotation, cellular component: plasma membrane. The record is from RefSeq and is a predicted model, not a curated record. Gene Ontology annotation, biological process: inflammatory response; complement receptor mediated signaling pathway; positive regulation of cytosolic calcium ion concentration. Gene Ontology annotation, molecular function: complement receptor activity; G protein-coupled receptor activity.
GCGUCCCGCCUCACCAUGAGUGACGUCACAUAUUUAAGGAGUCAUGGACACAGGCGGGUCAGACUCCGGUGUUACUUUUCCAGCGGACACAUCCUCGCCGGACGUGCGCUUAUAGAAAGCUGCAAGACGACAAUGAUGGAGCUGAUGACUGCUGCCCCUUUCUAUCACCUCAACACAUCAGACGCCACCGGAAGAAACAUCUCUUUGUAUGAAGACGACGACGAGUAUGACUAUAAGGACGAGCAUGCUGAGCUGAGACAGUCUCUCAACAUCAUGUCUCUCAUUGUUUACUGCCUGGCCUUUGUUCUUGGUGUGCUCGGCAACGGUGUGGUUAUCUGGGUGACCGGCUUCAAGAUGAAGAAAACAGUUAACACGGUUUGGUUCCUCAACCUCGCUGUGGCCGACUUCCUCUUCACAGCGUUUCUGCCCCUGAGUGUCACCUACACAGCUCUGGAUUUCCACUGGCCUUUUGGCAAAUUCAUGUGCAAACUGAACACCACAAUAAGCUUUCUGAACUUGUAUGCCAGUGUCUACAUUCUGGUGGUGAUCAGUGUGGACAGAUGUGUGUCUGUGGUGUGGCCCGUCUGGGCCCAGAACUACCGAAGUGUACGCAAGGCGUCCUUUGUGAGUCUGGGGGUUUGGGUCGUGGCUCUGAUACUCAGCACUCCAUACUUCAUCUUCAGGGACACUGGGCCAUCUUAUAACGAUAACGAUGUCAUCAACUGCUUCAACAACUUUGCACUUUCUGACGACUACGAGAACGAGUCUGUGAUUCAGCUGCGACUGUUUCGUCAUAAGGCCAUGACCAUCACCCGCUUCCUCCUGGGAUUUGUUGUCCCCUUCACUGUCAUUGUCUCCUGUUAUGCUGUCAUAAUCCAUCACAUCAGAAGAAACCGCACCCUGGCCAGCCACUCAAGACGCUCCUUCAAGAUCAUCGCUGCUGUUAUCACUGCUUUCUUCCUGUGCUGGGCUCCUUAUCACAUUAUGGUUUUAAUAGAGUUAGUUAAUCACAUGGAGGAUCAUGCAAGUGAAAUAUUAGGCCAUGUCAUCACUAUUGGAGUCCCUAUAGCAACCAGCCUGGCCUUUCUCAACAGCUGCUUGAACCCACUGCUGUAUGUGUUUAUGGGACAAGAUUUCAAGGACAAAGUCCGCAAAUCCAUCUUGAAUGUUUUGGAGACUGCCUUCCAGGAGGAGGUUUCUCGCUCCUAUACCUACACAAACUCAAUGGUUACAAGCCGGAGCAAAGAAAAGUCUGUUUCUGAUGCUGAGGUGUAAGGUUUUCCAUGAAAAAGCAAAUACUGUAACUGUAAAUACUAAAUGUAACUGUAUAUAACAAAUAACAAAGCUUCUGUUGCUGUUGUUUUUAACCUCAAGGGUAUAAGCAUUAUCUGAAGCAUUAUCUUUCUUCUGGUAGAGCAGACAAACGUAUUGUAAACUUCUAGAUUCAUGUGUAAUGCAUUUGUGUUAUAGGGCAUUGUUAAUUAAUGAAAAGGUUAUUUUUUAAAUCAAUGUUAAUAAUGCGUAUUCACGUAGAACUUUACAAUGGUAAAUAGAAAUUUAAUAAUGUCCAUGCAUGAAUAAACACAUGAAGACAACUUUACCCAUAUUAGAUAACCUAUAGAGUAGAAUACCUCUUCAUUUCACAGUCACAGCUAUUUGACUCACAGCUGGAUUAUCUUCUACCAUUCUUUAUGGUUUAUGGUUUAAUUUGUGCAACAGAGACAACCAGUAUCUUUCAUUUACUCUUAUAUUCUUUAUAAAACUGUAUGCUUUUCAUCUGUUGCAUAUACCCCAGAUGUUGUUUAGUACAUGAUGUACUAAUCCAGAUGUUGUUUAGUACAUGAUGUACUAAUCCAGACAUCUAUUUUAUAUGGGCCGCAAUUGCAGACUAUAUUAAAAACCUAAAAGCAUAUUUCGUCAAUAAUAAUAAGACUAGUUCGACACAAUGCAUUUCCUGCCAUAGAAGAUAUCAAAUUAGCAAAAGUAAUAUCAAAUCAAAUAUCAAAUAUCAAAUAUCAAAAGUAAAGAGAUGUAUGAUGUGAAGGAUCUACUAUUCAAAAUAGUGAUGUGGGACAACUGUAUGAACAGGCUCUUAGCAAAUCAAUUUAGUAACUCGCCGCUUACUACUGAUCCUAUCAUGUUCAUUUUUUUAAUCAGGCACAUGACCACAAAGAUCAUCUUUGCUAAAAAUGUCACUAUCUUGUCACUUAUUUAGUCCAGUAAUUUUCCGUGUAUUUUCACCCUGUAACAUCUAUUUCCUAUGUCUCCUGCCAUUUGACAACCAUAUCUGAUCCAACUGACUUCUGAUUGCUAAAUGUUUACUGCACGCUUUGAUAACAUGUGUUUUACUCAGCAUCAGAACCUGCUGAUUUAAGCCUAAUAAAUAUCUAUAAGGAC